Messenger RNA from Paramuricea clavata, 426 nucleotides. The record is from the annotation of a GenBank genome assembly. NCBI's taxonomy places the organism in Eukaryota, Metazoa, Cnidaria, Anthozoa, Malacalcyonacea, Plexauridae.
AUGACAACGACAACGACAACGGCAACAACAACAACAAUACAACGACAAUACAACGACAAUACAACGACAAUGCAACGACAAUGCAACGACAAUACAAUGACAAUACAACGACAAUACAAUGACAACGACAACGACAACGACAACGACAACGACAACGACAACGACAAUACAAUGACAAUACAACGACAAUACAACGACAAUACAACGACAAUACAACGACAAUACAAUGACAACGACAACAACAACGACAACGACAAUACAACGACAAUACAACGACAAUACAACGACAAUACAAUGACAAUACAACGACAAUACAACGACAAUACAACGACAAUACAACGACAAUACAACAACAAUACAACGACAACGACAAUGACAACAACAAUACAACAACAAUACAACGACAAUACAACGACAACACAAUGA